Rhizopus microsporus ATCC 52813 is the source of this 1452-nucleotide messenger RNA. Its product is annotated as kinase-like protein. The record is from RefSeq and is a predicted model, not a curated record. The transcript has 6 exons. Gene Ontology annotation, biological process: peptidyl-serine phosphorylation; peptidyl-threonine phosphorylation. Gene Ontology annotation, cellular component: cytoplasm. Gene Ontology annotation, molecular function: protein serine/threonine kinase activity; protein tyrosine kinase activity; ATP binding. NCBI's taxonomy places the organism in Eukaryota, Fungi, Mucoromycota, Mucoromycetes, Mucorales, Rhizopodaceae. The coding region runs from base 1 to 1452 and encodes 483 amino acids.
AUGAAGUCUAGACUUGUGUUGAAGGCAACAUUACAUUAUGUAGACAUUGUCAAAAAGAUCAAUCCAACCUUUAGACAUGAACUUGUUUAUAUACCAAAAAGAACAUUGACAAACCCAAGAGAACCAUCAAAGAAUAAUGGAUAUGACAACAUAAAUGAUGAUUAUAUUCUAAGAGUCAAGGAGAUCAUAUCAAGUACAAAAGAAAGUUAUGAAAUACUAGAAUUGAUGGGUCAAGGAACAUUUGGUCAAGUAGUUCAAUGUAGGGAGUUAUCUACAAAUAAUCUUGUAGCUGUUAAAGUCAUCAAGAGACAUCGUGCAUUUACUGCUCAAGGAGAAAAGGAGAUAAACACUUUAAAAAUGUUGAAUGAUCAUUCGAGAUACAAGGAUAAAUAUCUACAAUUACGUGAUCAUUUUGUCUUUAGAGGUCAUAUCUGUCUAGUAUUCGAAUUACUCUCUGUUAGUUUACAUAAAAUAUUAAAACAAAAGCCCCGCUUGUCUAUAUUGGAUAUCAAAUUGAUCUCAGUACGAAUACUAGAAACACUCGCUUUACUUGCAGAUUUACAUAUUAUUCAUACUGACUUAAAGCCUGAUAAUAUUCUACUCAAAAGUCCAGAUGAUUUACACGAUGUAAAACUGAUUGAUUAUGGAUCAGCCUGCUUAGAGACGGACAGACCAACAAACUAUCAUAUACAAACUGCAUUCUAUCGAUCACCCGAGGUCAUCAUUAAGGCACCUUAUAAUUGUGCAGUUGAUAUGUGGUCCUUUGGAUGCUUUGUUGCUGAACUUUAUUUAGAAAAACCACUAUUUCCAAGUGGAAAUGAAAUCAUUUUAUUACACAUGAUGGCAAAGACAUUACAAUCCUUACCACCAGAUCAUAUGCUUCACAAGGGUGAAAAAUCUCAAAAGUUUUUCCAUAUUAAAGGUACACAAUCAGAUGUGACAAAGCUGCGGGAAAUAGGUGCACAUGAUAUUUCAGCAACCUCCCUUGACGAAAGAAUCACGGGCCAUCCUCGAUCAGAUGAUGAUACUGAAGAAGGUAUUUCCAUCAUAUUUUAUCAGAAAUGUUUACUUGAUUUUCUAAAAAAGAUACUAGUGUAUGAUCCAGACAAACGCUAUACGCCCAGACAAGCAUUACAGCAUCCUUUCAUCACAACAGACCCCGUCAUUCAUUCGUCCUCUUCUAUUUCACGUACGACCGAAGAAAGCAGCGAGAUUAAGACUCCUUCUCCUCCUCUUCAUAAACCGGAUGCAAAACCCUUAAAGUCUAUACUAAAAAAAAAGAGCAGUAAAGAUUUGAAAGUACCCCUUCCUCAACUAGAUAAUACCCUCGAUAGCACUGUGGCUUUGAUCUAUCAACAACCAAGACCUACCUCUGGUUUCAUAAACACAUACCCCUUUCAGAGUCCUCAGCACCCCGCCAUGGCAUACUACACGCAUUAUUUUUCUCAUUGA